Molecule: messenger RNA, 570 nt
Organism: Colletotrichum scovillei
Lineage: Eukaryota; Fungi; Ascomycota; Sordariomycetes; Glomerellales; Glomerellaceae
Exons: 3
Coding region: 1-570 (189 amino acids)
Source: RefSeq, a predicted model, not a curated record
AUGGCCAGCGUGCCCCCCAAUGUGAGGUUCGAGAUAGACGAUGUCGAAGAAGAGUGGACGUACUCGGAACCAUUCCACUACAUCCACAGCCGCUUUAUGAACGCCAGCAUUGCAAAUUGGAAAGAAUACCUCAAAAAAUGCUACGACAACAUUGCACCAGGCGGAUACCUUGAGCUUCUCGAGAAUCAAGUCGACCCCGUAUCCGAUGAUGGCACGCUUCCUAAGGACUCUUCGAUUCACGAGUAUGUCGAUCUCAUCCGUUCUGGGUCCGAAAAGAUGGGCCGCGUGUUCGUCGACGUAUCUACCCUCAAAAGUCUUGUUGUUGAGGCUGGCUUUGUCGACGUCGAGCUCCAGAUAUUCAAGUGGCCUAUGAAUGGUUGGCUCAAAGAUGAGAAAUACAAGAAACUUGGCCUUUGGUGUCACGAGAACUUCUCCAGCGCCCUGGAAGCCGUAUGCAUGGCGCUGCUCACCCGCGUUCACGGCUGGACCCGCGACGAGGUCGACGUUUUUCUCGUCAAUGUCCGGAAGGAUUUGAAGAACAGGAGCUAUCACGCCUACUUCCCCAUGUGA